CAGAAAAGUUUUCUUUUGUUAUUUAAGUGAGUUCAAGUUGGUUGAAAAUUUUAGUUGAAAUCAAUUACAGUGAUUUUUCAAAUUUGAUUGUUCAAGUUCGAAUUAUGACGAUGUACCUUAGCAGGACAAAACAAAAUUCUAGCAAACAGCAAUAUGCUCGUUCACCGAUUCGUACUCGCAGUGCAACAGCAUCUGAAUUUCUAAUGGGAGAAUCAUCUACGCAGAUUAGUGACGACUUCAGCAAACACUUAGAAGCUGAAGUGCAGUCCAGCAAAUGCCAUAUCAAUGCUAGCGUGAGCAGAUUAUUAAAGGAAAUUGAAAAACUGAAUGGAAACAAUGGCAAGAUGGAUAAGAAACCAAGAAAACCAGCGAAAAAGAGACAGAGCAAAAAAUGUAAAAUAUUAAACACAAAGUUGGAUCCGAUGUGCAAUCAAACUCCUACAGUGGAAUCGCCGACACUGCCUAGGAUACCAUCGUCGGAAUGGGUGUACCAGACACCAAAGCGUCAACGCAUUAAACGCUGUGCAGUGCUAUCGGCAUUAUCAGAGUCAGAAUGGAUUGAAGCCGUACGUCUUGACACUACCGAAGAAACAAUUUCCAUCACGACCACCACCAGUCAGAGCGGUUAUAAUACAACAUUUGAAGAAAGCAAUACAGACAUUGUUUCAGAUGUACGCAAAUAUAUAAACAGCAGUACCGAUAGAUCCAAUUCUCUGCCGAAAUUCGAAUCUAAACUUGAAGCUGGUUCCAUUCGAGGUUUUAUUCAAUAAAAAUUACUAUUAAAUAG
This is a messenger RNA of Dalotia coriaria, 787 nucleotides long. RefSeq lists its product as uncharacterized. The record is from RefSeq and is a predicted model, not a curated record. Lineage: Eukaryota; Metazoa; Arthropoda; Insecta; Coleoptera; Staphylinidae. The transcript is spliced from 4 exons. Bases 105 to 770 code for a protein of 221 amino acids.